UCUGUGACCCUGUCCCCGCACCGCCAGUCCGCCAUCGGCCACCGCAACAGUGCAGAAACAGAGCUAACCCUGAUCCUCCCCUCGCAGCCUGCCUGCCACCAUCAGCGGCGCUACACCUCGCCGCUGCCGCCGCUGGGGAUAAACAAACGGAACGAACGCAGGUUCACCUCGGAUCUGCGGCUCGCCGGACUCCGAACGAACGUCACGUCACUGAACGGACGCCACAGAUUUGGCCUGCUCCGCCCCACGGGACGCCUAGCCGGAUUUGACAGCUCCACGCGCGCGCGCGCGCGCACCCAACCCGCGUCUUCUCCGGCCUGCCAGUGCCGCGGCCGGGGCUCCAUCCCCAUCCAUGCAUUCGCCGAGGUCGCGCAUUCGCGUCCGCGACCCACACCCAAACCCGCACCGGCCCUCGGGUGGCGGACGAGGAGGAGGAGGAGGAUGCCUCCGCCGCCGGUCACCGCCUGCUCCGCCCUCCCCGCGUUACCGGCGACGCCCGCAGAGGCACACCCCGCCGCCGCGGCGCGGCAGCGAUCCUCACCCCGACAUCUCCGCCAUCGCCCGCCACCGCAUCCUGCUCGAGGCCGGCCGCUUCGCCGCGCAUUACCUGGUCGCCCAGGGCGUCCUCCCCGACCACGUGCUCAGGGACAGGGAAGACCCGCCCGCCAGCCGCGGGAGGAAUCUAGACGGCGGCGGCGAUCCUAGAUCGAGCUGGAACGAUGGGGACUGGGCCCGCGCCUGGGAGGAUGACGACAGGCAGGCACGGAAGUCGACGAGAUGGGACAGGAGAAGCCAGAGCUUUGACGACAGGGGUAAAAAGUACCACGACGCCGGCCGUGAUGUAGACCGGGGUGCCCGCCGGACUCGAGAUUACGAUGAGCCCAGGAGACCUCCGAUGUCGAGAUCCUACUCGCAUAACGACCGCCGCCCUUCCGGCUCCGCUGAUGGCGGCAGAGUGGAUCCAAGGAGCAGGAGCAGGAGUAGAAGCAGGGCCAGGAUCCGCAGAGAUUUGGAUCACACCAAGGUGACAGACUCUGGCAUUAUUCCUGCUGAUGCUGCUGAUGAUGGAGACUGUGAUGUGCACUACGGUCAUGUUGAUGAAAUGCCAAGGCAGCAGCGGAGGGUGCCUAGUUCAGUGGUGGUUGCAGACAGUGCCGAUCAGGCAAUGGCUACCGAAGACGGGGAGGCGGAGUUCGAUAUCCAUGGACUGAAUCGCACUCGAGACGUUUCUGAAGACGAGGACGGUGAGUUUGCAGCUGCUCGCUUGAAUGGUGAAGAUGAUGUUCAUCCGUUGAAAUCUGUUAAGGAACCGGCCUUGCAUAGGGGGUCCCAGCUCAGCAAUGCCGUAGAGGACAGGGAAGCUGCCAAUGCACCCACCAUGGUCAUGGAUGCUUGUACGAGGGAAACAUCAGGUGAGGACAAUGCCUACUCUGAAGCAACAAAUGAAAUGGUGGCUCCACAUCCACAUAGUGAAGGUAAACCAGAGCUGCCAGCUUCGUGCAGACCUUUUGACCUCAACGUCGUCGAAACUCCAGAUGCCUGUGAAAUGGCUGGUGAUCCUCAAGCAGACCAUGUUUCUGAUUUAGUUGGCUGGAUACACCAGCAAACUAACUGCCAUGCUUCAGAAUUUCAAGGUCAAGAUGAGCGUCACAUGCUGAAGAAUGGGCACGACUUGAUUAGGUAUGAUCUGAACAGCGAGGCUGUUGAAGACGCACAGGAUAUUCACCUGCUGGAGGAUGAGAAAUUACCUGUAGGUCUUGGCAUUGAUGCGCAUGAUACGACUAGAAUCCAAUGUUGGCGCGGUUCGCAUUUACGUCUGAAUCAAAAUGCUGGUGAGCUGGAACAUGAAAACGACUGUGUGAUUGGUGAGCAGCUGCUGCUAAGUGAUGGCAUGGAUGGACAUCUUGUCCGCGAUUACCAAAUGGCGUCAGAACCCAAGAUGGGUGUCUAUGAUUUGCACAGCUACAAUCUGGAAAGCGAGAAAAUGCUCCUAGAUGAUGGUGCAGAGAAACACGCACAUGAUAAUUGCCAUCUACACGACGGGCAAGUGCUUUUCAAUCAGUCUGCGAAUCUACAGGCUCACAAUAGGGCCAAUGAGCGAACAAUUCCUGUGAUCAAUCUCGAAGAUGAUGAUUAUGAAGAGCAGUCUGAUAUCAGGGAGUUUCUCGAAUCCAAGUAA
Molecule: messenger RNA, 2179 nt
Organism: Zea mays
Lineage: Eukaryota; Viridiplantae; Streptophyta; Magnoliopsida; Poales; Poaceae
Exons: 1
Coding region: 353-2179 (608 amino acids)
Source: RefSeq, a predicted model, not a curated record